This is a messenger RNA of Larimichthys crocea (large yellow croaker), 5158 nucleotides long. RefSeq names its product ubiquitin domain containing 1b (gene ubtd1b). The transcript has 4 exons. Lineage: Eukaryota; Metazoa; Chordata; Actinopteri; Sciaenidae. Gene Ontology annotation, molecular function: protein binding. The coding region runs from base 700 to 1425 and encodes 241 amino acids. The record is from RefSeq and is a predicted model, not a curated record.
AAAAAAAAAGUUCGGCGGCGCUAGCUCCUCCGCUAGUCACCUUUUCACCAGCGGAGAGGGAAGUAACGUUUGGAGGGUUUAACGAAAAACAAACGGGAGAGAGAGCGACGAAGGAGAGUUGGAGCGGUACACGGAGAGUUGCGGGAAAGAGUGACCGUACGCCGCGUUUGGAAGCUCAACGUGCGGGGGGGAAAUACUCACGAGUGCUCGGAAGUUUGUGUUUACUGAUGUUGCGCUGGCUAGCUCGGUUGGCCCUGUUAGCUUGUUAGCGAGGAAGGUGCGCGCUGCUCGGACUGUUGGACAUCGUUUUCCAAACUCAACAGGCGAGUUCAGACAGAGGGACACGCAGCUGGUCGUGUGCUGAUAUUUAAAAGAAAAGUGUUUUGGCGGAUGUUGCGGCUGUUUGCUGCUUUGUCUGUCAAACAAACGUUAGUGCGGGCCACGAGCUUUUUGGGAGUCUCGUGGGGUCGUUGUCAAACCCAAAACAGCGAAAGAGAGGAAGCGCACGUUAAAGCUUUUUGAUAUCAAACGUGCUCCCUCUUUGACUCCACGGAUGAGCCAUCAGGUCUGUCUUAAGUCUCGCAUCGUCGGACCUGCGACCCGUCCUCCUCAUCGGACCUAGUUGAUCGUCUUCGCCCGUGAUGGGCCCCCUGUUCAGCUAGUACGACGCGUGGAAACAAAUCAGCAGCUCCUCUAACCAUGGGAGGAUGUGUGGGGAGAUACUGGGAAGGCUGGGAGGACACGCAGAGCCGAGGCUCGUCCAGGAACGGUGGGCGAGGAGGACGUAACGAGCCUCUAAAGAAAGAUCGCCCCAAGUGGAAGAGCGACUAUCCGAUGACCGAGGGUCAGCUACGGAGCAAGAGGGACGAAUUCUGGGACACGGCGCCGGCUUUCGAGGGCCGCAAGGAGAUCUGGGACGCCCUGAAAGCUGCAGCCGUGGCCCUGGAGUGUAACGACCACGAGCUGGCUCAGGCUAUAGUGGAUGGAGCCAGUAUCACACUGCCACACGGUACUCUCGCCGAGUGUUAUGAUGAACUCGGGAACCGCUACCAGCUGCCCGUCUACUGCCUGGCUCCACCGGUCAACCUCAUCUCAGAGCGCAGCGACGAGGACCCCAGCGACAGCCCAGAGCCCCCCGUAGCACCCAAAAAGGAAUUCCAGCUGAAGGUACGGCUCUCCACGGGCAAGGACCUACGUCUCAGCGCCAGCAUGGCUGACACCAUAGGUCAACUGAAGAAGCAGCUGCAGGCCCAGGAUGACAUCGACGCCGCCCACCAGCGUUGGUUCUUCUCCGGGAAGCUGCUCACGGACAAGACGCGACUGCAAGACACUAAGAUCCAAAAGGAUUUUGUCAUCCAGGUCAUCGUCAACCCACAGGCCCUCCAAGCCCCCAAGCUGUCACCCUCCUCGCCUGCAUCUGAAUAACUGACACGGAGGGAAGGGUGGAAGCCUGUAAAGGACCAGAGGUGCCUCUUCUUGCUGGAUAACUUGUUAGAUUUUUGAGAAUAGCUUUUAAACGAAAUGAACUGCAGAGGUACAAAACUACUUUGAAACAAAAACAUGAGGGAGAAACUCAGACAUGCUGCUUUCUUUCAUCUACCAUGUGUCAUUGUAUUUUUGGGUCUGCUGGGUUGUUCUCUAAGUGAAUCCAGUCACCACACUAACUCUGGAGGGCCUCGUCCCCGUGUCUCUUUGAACCACGUUGAAUAAAAGCGGAACUCAUCGUGCCGGUGUGCGUCCACAUCUAAAAUGUCAUGCUGCACACGCAGGCUCUGCCGCUGCCCUCGUAUCUGCACUAACGCUAACUUAAGUGCCAAUGGAAGAAGUGCAGAAGUGUUUGUGUCGGUUCUAAAGCACAUUUCUACUAUGACGCCCAUUGGACCCUGCACCGUGACCCAGUAACAGGAGAGGCCGGCAGAGAGUGAGAGAUACUGAACAUGUUUCUUCUUUAUUAUUUUUUUUCUUUCUUUCUUUCUUUUAUUGAGGAAAUAAUGUAAGCCGAGCUUUUUUGCACAUUUUAAGAUUAUUACUAUACUUUUGUGGUAGUUUGUGUGCCUUCUACAAGACGAAAAACAAAAAAAAGGGUCAAUGUCCUGAAAGAGACGCUAGUUUUACCUCUAGGCUAAGACUUCUGUAUUUUUUUAGAAUCAGGAACUCUUAGAUCAGUCCGAGCUAUAACUGCUGCCUUUUUUAAUGAUUUCAUGAAUCUCGCAGACAAAACAUUUGGUGUGUGUGUGCUGACGUGUGUGUGUGUGCGUGCGUGUGUCAGACGUAGCUCACAAAGACAAGACUGUUCCUCUUGGUGUAUAAGUCAUAGCUUUGCAGUCAAUCAUAUAAUUGUUACUGUUACUGAGAAUAAGUAAUUCCCAUGCACAGAUGACGGUCUUGAAGCUGCGUUAUUGACCACUCAGUGAUCCCCCCCCCAGACCACUAGGGGGCAGCAACACAGCCCUGUUCUAUUUAGUUUAGUUGCUGAGGGCCAGUUGAACUUUUUCUUGCCACCUGAUGAAUGUAAAUCUAGUGUUCACUCACCUUUUAGGCUUGAUGGGGUCCAAUAACUUAAGAAAAACAUGUUUGACAUUUAUCACCAGCAUAUCAUCGGCUUGUGUGAAGUUUAUAUGGAGGGAUGAGCCAAAACUACAAGCUGAGAGCCACGAAAAGUUGUAGAUCCGGGUGUCUCCUGAUGCGCAGUGAAACUGGCAGUACUAGCAACUUAAAAUAAAAGCAUUGCUUAAAGGGGCACUCUUUUUAUACAUGACACGGUUAGUACUAUUCAGCCUGUGAAAACAACAUGCAAUGUCCUCUGUGGCUCCAGGGGAGCCAUUUAUUGAGUCAGAGAAAAUGACCCUGAUGAGGUCACGGUGAUGUCAUCAAGGUUAUCUCAGCUUGCGUUUGGAAAACUGCAAAUUAUACAAGAAAAUAAAGGUCUGUUUUUUAAAAGAUGUGGGUGUUAGCGGGCAGUGAGGCUAAAACCAAAAGCCUUAUCCAGCUGCAUUUUGGGAAACGUAGGACCCAGUUCAGAAGACUGUAAGUCAGGAUAUCUCAGUCCCUGCUGCUUCUAUUGUCACCAUUUCUUUUCUGGAUGUCUCGCAAGUCCAAGUUUUUUUUUGACAGUUUAACAAAGCUGAAACAACAAAUUGAGAUUUAAUUGGAAAUCAUCCAGGAGUUUCCUCCUGACAAACCAAAGCAAAUGUAUCCAUUCAAUUUGUGUUAUGACCCUUUUCGGUUAACACCACUGCAGACACACUAGACUUGAAUUUAGUGUUCUCUGGAGGACAAAGGGAGUGACACCGUUUGUAACCACUCCAAACAUUUUGCUUGCUCAAGCAGAAUCAUUAAAAUGAACAAUUUGACGCUGAGCAGCCUCUUGCCUGUGUAUAGAAGUACAGACGUACGGACUGACACAUCAUCGUUGUUUAGGAAAGAUACUUGUUUAAUGAAAAAAAACCUACAGCUUUGCACACAUCAGCCACAUCUAGAAGUACCUUGAAUUUAUGCUGGCAGCUCAUGGCUGAAGUCUGACAGUCGGAGUGGUAGAAUCACACUGCAGCUUACAUUGCACAGUUUACACCCCCUUCAUCUGAGAUUACAGUUUAGUUUUGCAUUUUAAACCGGAGACAUUUACUAUACCUUUUGACUACAUGGGCAGCUUUUCUGAGCGGGGAGUUAGCACACAAGCCAACGUGACACAACUAAGAAAACAGAUGGUUUGAACAGUAUUUGAAGACUCCUCAGUUUGGUCCAUAUAAGCAAAGAAACGCUGCAAUGAUUAGAAUUUUUAACAGUAGCUUGUUGUGAAAUUUAACCACUUUUGUUAAAUACCACUGAAUUUAAACCACUGGAAUAUUUUCCUUUUGGAAACAAGCCCAAUUCAUAUAGUUUGAAUUCGCCAAAUAAAAUUUUUGUAAGCCAUCUUAGGUUUUGAUAUCUCCACUUGCUCAUCUGAACUCCUCUUUUUCUCGGAUCAUUUGAGCAACUUGACUGUAGUCUAUAAUUCUUUCUUCUUAGCCGUAUUUGACUCUGUUGGGCGGUCCGGCCAUCAUCAGGUCACUGUUCAUGACCAAAUCCUUAAACUAACCACUAACUGACAUUGGCCUCAGCUGUGCUUUGUGUUUAGAGCUUAUUAGCAAAUGUUAGCUUGUUCACAGACUAAACUUAGAUAGUGAACAUCGGUAUGUUAACAUUGUUAUUGCGUUGUUAGUGCAAAGCAUCGCAGUAUCUACCUACAGCCUUACAAAGAUGCUAGCACGCUGUAGAGUAGUGUUGUUAAAUCAGCUAAAUUACUUACUUAUUAAUUUUGACCAACUUGAAUAUGUAUUUUUAAAAUAUUUGACCCCUUUAUUUGAACCCUUUACAAAAUAAAGACAAAACAAAAAUGAUGUUCUAUAAAUUGCCCGCUUUAAUGUCAAAGAGGUGAAUUCAAACCACACAAAUUGAUGAAACAUAAAGAGGAGAAGCAAAGAUGCGAAAAUCCCUUUGCUCGCUCACUCCAGGUCAUGUCAGGUGUCAGAUCUGGGUUACAUCCCCGAAUAGAUAUUCAGGCGAGUCAGAGUUGGGAAUCAGGACCUGCUUUGUGAAUGCAGCCUGUAUUGUGUGUCUGUGUGUGUGCGUGUGUGUGUGUGUGUGAGAGAGUAUUUUCUGUUUUUCUCCAACCUACUCGCUUGAUGUGCUUCAUUUUCAUUCACUGCUCACAAGCUGUAUCACAGAGGGAAUAAAACUGAACCAUCAGUGUGAAAUCUGAGCCACAGCUCGCCACAUCAACAAGAUGUUUUAUUCUUUUCUAUCCACUUCCAGCUAAUCACAAUCACUUUUUAUGGUUGUUUCCAGGCUUUUGUUGGUUCUUCGGGGGAGGGGGGGGUUCUUCAUCAUUGUAUGCAAACUUGAAUAAGCAUUUUUCUCUGUAUGUGCAAUACAAUAGAGAUAGACCUCAUAUCGUUUUUGUUUUGUUCUUCUGAUUCUACAGAUUUCAUGGAGCACCAGCUAUGAGUAUUGUUAUUGUGCAGGCACAGGCCUGCUAUGAGCUGAUGCCUCUGUUAACUGUUUCAAAUGUUCAUGUUUGUCACUUUGAAAAUGUAUUCUAUGCUGUUGUCUUGGACGUUCAGAUGGACUCUCACCUUUUCACAGAGUAAAUAUCUAAACAUUAAAAAUGCCUACACGA